Messenger RNA from Rangifer tarandus platyrhynchus (Svalbard reindeer), 321 nucleotides. The record is from the annotation of a GenBank genome assembly. Lineage: Eukaryota; Metazoa; Chordata; Mammalia; Artiodactyla; Cervidae.
AUGGCUAUUGAAACCUUCCCAGACUCCAGAGUUUUCUAUCCAAGCCCCCACUCCAUGGACCCCUCCCCUGUCACUCUCGAUGGGAGUAUGGAUUUCCAACAUUUUGUCCAUUCUUGUGCCUACAGACUCUGCCCAUCAGGCUUCUGCUGCAAGUUGUCAGGGCCCUCCUCUGCCUGGCUUCUACUGGUCCCAUCCAUCCUUGGCCCUGAGGGAGUAAAGGAAGGAAGGCCACUGUAUUCUAGGGGCCAGAGAGAGCGUGGCUUGGAGACAUCUAUAGAUGCUUCAGUUCUGAUUCUGGUUCUCUCUAGCAACAAGGGUUAA